AUGAAGUUCUCACUUUCCGCUGUUGUUUCGGUCAUGGCUGUCUCGUCAUGUGCUGCCUUUACUCCCAUUCAGAAGACCCACACUACCACUCUUCGACCAACAACAACUCGUGGUUCUAGUAGUAGUACGACCAGCCUCAAUUACAGCGUGGGCAUUGUUGGUGCCACUGGUGCUGUCGGGAAGGAAAUUCGUCAAUGUUUGGAGACUCGUGGAGUGUUGGAUGUCGAUACUUUGAGAAUCUUUGGUUCCGAACGAAGUGCUGGCUCUACCGUCGAAACCAAAUACGGCGACAUCUCAGUGGAACUCUUUUCCGAAGAGGCUUGCCGAGAAUGUGACGUUGUCUUUCUGGCUGUCGAUGGAGACUUUGCUUUGAAGCAUGCCAGGAAUAUCUGUGAGGGAGAUGACGGUGCUGUUGUCAUUGAUAACUCGUCCGCCUUCCGCUACGAAGAUGACGUUCCAUUGGUCGUUCCCGAAAUCAAUGGCAAAGAAACUAAAAAGUCCAAGUUGAUUGCCAAUCCCAAUUGUACCACAGCCAUCGGACUCAUGGCACUGUGGCCACUCAUUCAAAAGUUUGGUGUCGUCAAGGUCUUGAUGAGCACCUACCAAGCUUCUUCUGGAGCUGGACAACCUGGUAUGGACGAAUUGACCAGUGGUACCAAGGCUUACUUGGAAGGAAAAGAGGUCGUCAACAAGAUCUUUGCCCAUCCAUUGCCCUUCAAUGUCAUUCCACAAAUUGACAAAUUCCAAGAGAAUGGUUACACCAAGGAAGAAAUGAAGGUCACUUGGGAAUGCCGCAAGAUUUGCAAUCUUCCCGAAGAUACUCCCAUCAGUUGUACGGCCGUCCGCAUUCCUACCAUUCGUGCUCACUCCGAGACGAUUGUGUUGGAAACCGAAAAGGAUGUCGAUGUCGCCGUUGCCCGCCAAGUCUUGGAAGAAGCCAAGGGUGUCAAGGUUGUGGAUGAUCCCGAGUCAUUGAGUUAUCCCAUGCCCUUGACGGCUACUGGUCAAUACGAUGUCGAGGUAGGACGCAUCCGCAAGUCGAUCGCCUUUGGUGACAAGGGAUUGGAAUUCUUUGUCUGCGGCGACCAAUUGCUCAGAGGAGCUGCCUUGAAUGCGGUUUUGGUGGCUGAAGAAAUGCAAGAGAAUGGUGCUCUGAAUUAA
Messenger RNA from Cylindrotheca closterium, 1161 nucleotides. Lineage: Eukaryota; Bacillariophyta; Bacillariophyceae; Bacillariales; Bacillariaceae. The record is from the annotation of a GenBank genome assembly.